Messenger RNA from Pestalotiopsis fici W106-1, 3153 nucleotides. RefSeq lists its product as uncharacterized. NCBI's taxonomy places the organism in Eukaryota, Fungi, Ascomycota, Sordariomycetes, Amphisphaeriales, Sporocadaceae. The coding region runs from base 1 to 3153 and encodes 1050 amino acids. The transcript is spliced from 4 exons. The record is from RefSeq and is a predicted model, not a curated record.
AUGACCGCAACUCACAGUUUUGGUCGGAGAUUGAUACCCCAGAUCGUGGACGAUCGUUCCAAGAGCUCACCAGAGCGCAUUGUGUACUCAUUUCCACUCGACCCGCAACUGACGAGUUGGCAUCAUGUCACCGCGCGUGUACUGGCCAAUGCGGUGGACACCCUUGCGUGGAAACUGGCCGCAGAUCUGGGUCGUAGCUCGACCUUCGAAACCGUGUCAUAUAUCGGGCCACAUGACAUACGAUACGUGAUGGUUGUGCUUGCCUGUAUCAAGGCAGGAUAUCAAGCGUUGUUGCUCUCGCCUCGAAACAGCUUGGAUGGCAACAUGGCCCUGUUGGAGGAUACUGAUUGCAAAAUCUGGAUGAACGCCUCAUCGACAUUCUCAGCCGUGUCUGAAAUUCUAAAGAAGAGGGAAAUGGUGGUGGUGAAUGUUCCAGGUCUUUUUGAGUUGCUUGAAGCAGACCCUGUGCCUCAUUUCCCAUAUGAAAAGGUCUGGAAAGACGCAUCAAAGGAUCCUUUCUGCAUUCUACAUACGUCGGGCACAACCGGCCUCCCUAAACCGAUUAGGUGGAAUAAUGGACUUCUGAGCACAGUGGAUGCAGUCAGAUUGCUUCCAUCGGUCGAAGGAGACAAUGAUAUGAAGCCUUGGACGUCGCUGUGGAGCCCGGGAGAUAGGCUAUAUUCAGCGUUUCCCUUCUACCAUGGUGCUGGAAUGGUCUUCAAUCUCUUGAUGAACAACUUCUAUGAAACGCACGGCAUCAUUGGCCCCUCGAGUAUCAUCCCAAACGUCGAUUUUAUCGCAUCAUUGGCCGAACAGGGCCUUGUCGAUAUCUGGAAUAUUGUGCCCUCUCUUGUCGAUGAAAUAGGCGAGAGUUUCGAUGUGAUUGAUAAAUUCGCCAAUUCGAAGUUGAUAUGCGCAUCUGGAGGGCCGGUUCGCUAUGCUCCCGCCUCCAAAGUGAACAGCGUGGUACGCGUACUCAAUCUUACCGGGACUACGGAGGGUCUUUUCAUCGGAAAUCUUGUGCCAGAUCGCGAGGACUGGAUCUACUUUUGCUGGCACCCAUGGUCGGGAUUUGAAUUCCGCGAAAUCGAACCAGGGCUUUACGAGCAUCAUGUUGUCAAGAACGAGCAUGCAAAUCUCUUCCAGGGAUUGUUCCACACUUUUUCUGACGUUCAUGAAAUGUCACUCAAGGACCUCUAUGCGAAGCAUCCCACGAAACCGAAUCACUGGAUCUACCGGGGGAGAGCAGAUGAACUGAUUGUUCUGUCUAACGCGCAAAAGUUUGCGCCUUCCGCUGUUGAAACGCUUGUCAGUUCUCAUCCGAACGUUGCCGGCUGUCUUGUCAUUGGUAGUGGCAAGUUCCAGGCUGGCCUUCUGAUUGAGCCCAAGAACUCCCAAGUCCGCAAUCUUUCGGAAAGGAAUGAAAUGGUGGAUGCAAUCUAUGGCCUCGUACAACAGGCCAACGAGUUAUCGCCAUCAUAUGGUACUAUUGGCAAAGAUUACAUCAUGUUCACCCGGCCGGAUAAGCCAUUUCUACGUACCGACAAACGCACCAUCAAGCGGCGAGCUACGCUGCAGAUGUACGCUGGUGAUAUCGACAGUCUAUACAAGGAACAGGAACUAGUUCAAUCAGCAAUCGAGAUCAUUCAAAGUGCUGAUUUUAGCUCUUUGGGAGAUAUCCAAUCUUCUCUCCUAGAACUUGUUGGUAGCCUUGGAAGUGGGUAUGGAGAUCUUUCACCUCAAGACGACCUGUUUAGGGCUGGAGUUGAUUCACUUUUCGUGCUGCGCCUUACGAAGUCGCUUCGACUCAUGCUGUCGAGCAAAGGAAUCGAACCGACAGCAAUCUCUUCGAGAACCAUUUACACGGAACCAACCAUCGAACGUCUGUCCCUGUUCUUAGCGCACAUAUUGAGAAUGGGGCAGCCCAUUGGCUCUUCGGCAGGGUCCCCCAUUCAAAAGCGUGAUAUGCAACGCCAAAUGGCUCGCCUCAGAGAGUUCUAUAGCCCAAGGGGCGAGUCCAUCACAGUGUUGCUGACGGGAAGUACGGGAUCUUUGGGCUCAUACAUCCUUGCCAGGUUGAUGUCUUUGGACCAUGUUGCGACAAUUUACUGUCUCAAUCGCGCGGAAGUCGGUCUCAGACUACAGACUGAUGUCAACAUAUGUCGCGGGCUUGGUACGGAUUUUCCAAAAGAGAAAGUCAAAUUUCUUCACGCAGACCUUUCCAAGCCGUAUUUUGGCUUGAGAUUUGAAGACUACAGUGAAUUGCUUCAUGAGGUCUCGCAUGUCAUUCACAACCAAUGGCCCGUCAACUUCAAUUGGGACCUUGAAUCGUUCGAGCCUCACAUUCGAGGCACACGUCGUCUGAUCGAUCUAUGCAAGAGUACCAGGAAGAGUUCAAGUCUCUUCUUUAUCUCUACCAUAGGAGUAGCUACACAAGUCCGCGGCGCUCCAACGAUCCCUGAGGCCCCGAUUCACUCCGAUGAGAUUGAUUCCAAUGGCUACAUCUGUGCGAAGACAGUCUGUGAGAUGAUCAUACAAGACGCUGUAGCUAGAACUGGUAUCAACGCUUCUAUAUGUCGCGUUGGUCAAAUAGCAGGCCCCGUGAGAACGGGCGAGGGUCAAUGGAAUAGAAAUGAGUGGCUGCCUACAAUCAUCUCGACUUCUCAUAAUCUCGGCAUAUUACCGUCAUCUCUUGGAGAUUUCAAUCGAAUCGACUGGAUUCCUGUGGAUAUAUUGGCGGACGUCAUUAUUGAACUUGCUGGUCUUGAGCAAAACAUGGCGACGGGGCAAUUCUCGUCGCAAACCUCAUCGCAUACCAAAGAUGUAAGAUUCUAUCAUGCUAUCAACCCGAAUACCACUACAUGGUCCGAGCUGGUACCUGUGGUAGCUGAACGGCUCGGUGAGUCAUUGAAGAUUCUUUCUUGGAACGAAUGGGUAGAUGCACUGCGUCGAGUACAUGAUGAGAACAUGACAAUCGGCCCUGAAGAACUUCCUGGUUUGAAGCUCCUGGAUUUCUUUGAGUCGUUGAAGUCGGGUUCGCAAAGCGUGCCACUCGAAACGGGUCUGAGUGUUGCCAGAAGUAAGACCUUGUCAUCUCUCGUGCACGUCAGUCCAGAGUGGAUGGACUUAUGGCUUCAGCAAUGGGGCUAUUAG